Henningerozyma blattae CBS 6284 is the source of this 1407-nucleotide messenger RNA. RefSeq names its product delta(24(24(1)))-sterol reductase (gene ERG4). Lineage: Eukaryota; Fungi; Ascomycota; Saccharomycetes; Saccharomycetales; Saccharomycetaceae. Gene Ontology annotation, biological process: ergosterol biosynthetic process. The transcript has a single exon. Gene Ontology annotation, molecular function: Delta24(24-1) sterol reductase activity. The coding region runs from base 1 to 1407 and encodes 468 amino acids. The record is from RefSeq and is a predicted model, not a curated record. Gene Ontology annotation, cellular component: endoplasmic reticulum membrane.
AUGUGUGAACAGACUAGUCCUUCGAAGGAGCAACCAGAAGCUUCUACUAAAAACUUCUUACCACAGGGGAAGUAUUUAAAACCGGAUGAAAUAGAGUAUGAAUUCGGUGGGAUUCCUGGGGUAUUGGGAAUGUUGAUUGGGUUUCCUCUAUUGAUGUAUUAUAUGUGGUUGAGUGCUGAAUUCUAUAAUGGAAAACCUGCGUUACCUGCACAAGAUCAAACAUGGAUGGAGUUCUUGAGAGAACUAUAUAACUUAUUCUUAGAGAAUGGGGUUCCUUCUACUUAUAUAUGGACUGUAUUCUUAUCCUUCUGGUUAAUUCAAAUUGUAUUCUAUUAUACUCUACCAGGUAUUUGGACAAAGGGUCAACCCUUAACUCAUUUGAAAAAUAAGCAAUUACCAUAUUAUUGUAAUGCCAUGUGGGCUCUUUAUUCCACUACUGUGUUGGUUAUUGUUUUACAUUAUACAGACAUCUUCAAAUUAUAUACAAUUAUCGACUACUUCGGUCAAGUUAUGACUUGUGCCAUCGUCUCAGGUUUCACUUUCUCCAUUGUGCUUUAUAUAUGGACUUUAUUUGUCACACAUGAUUACCAUAGAAUGACUGGAAACCAUUUGUACGAUUUCUUUUUGGGAGCUCCAUUGAAUCCUCGUUGGGGGAUCUUGGAUUUGAAAAUGUUUUUCGAAGUUAGAUUACCUUGGUUCACUCUAUAUUUCAUCACUCUUGGUGCAUGUCUCAAACAAUAUGAAACAUUAGGUUACAUCACCCCACAAUUGGGUGUCUUACUCUUAGCUCAUUGGCUUUAUGCAAAUGCCUGUGCUAAAGGGGAAGAAUUGAUUGUGCCUACCUGGGAUAUGGCUUAUGAAAAAUUCGGAUUCAUGCUAAUCUUUUGGAAUAUUGCAGGUGUUCCUUACACUUAUUGUCAUGGUACUUUAUAUUUGUAUUGGCAUAAUCCAGAAGAAUAUAAUUGGAGCUGGCAAUAUAACGUAUCUCUAUAUGCUAUCUUAUUGAUUGCUUAUUAUUUCUUCGAUACUGGUAAUGCUCAAAAGAAUGCUUUUAGAAAACAAAUGGCCGGUGACAAAUCAAUUAGAAAGACUUUCCCUUUCUUACCUUACCAAAUCUUGAAAAAUCCAAAAUACAUGAAAACUUCGAAUGGCUCAUACUUAUUGAUCGAUGGGUGGUAUAAAUACGCAAGAAAGAUCCAUUACACAGCAGAUUGGACUCAAUCUUUAGUUUGGGCUUUGACUUGUGGACUCAAUUCACCAUUCCCUUGGUUCUUCCCUGUUUUCUUUUUGGUCGUUUUGAUCCAUAGAAACCUAAGAGAUCAAGCAAAAUGUAAGAAGAAGUAUGGCAAGGAUUGGAUCGAAUACUGUAAGAAAUGUCCUUAUGUUUUUAUUCCUUAUAUUUAUUAA